UUAAAGUGUACGACAUCAUCUAAUUUACUUCCUCAUUUAAAAUGGAGAAGUUCAGGAAUUCUUUUAGAAGAAAAAAGAAGAAAAAUAAGCAGAAAGAUGAUAAUAAUUACGGAAUAGAAACCGCAGGUUGUGUUUCCACUGAAGUUCGAGUUGUUGUGACAGGGGCAGAAGCUCAAUCGAGAGUCAGUGAACUGAAGGCAUGUGCAAAGAAACUAAAGAAUAAAUUAAAGAAAGAUGGAUCGGGGAAAAGGAGUCCUGUCAAUGAUUACAGAGAUGAGUACAGUAGUUUACGUCAACAAAUGGAGCAAGUUAAGCAGUGUUUCCAAUGUCCAGAUGAUGAUGACCAUGGGAGAGUUGAUGAAGAUGCUGGAGGAUUCAAAAGACCGAGAACAAAUUCUCCUACACAUGCUGCAACAGUCCACAAUAACGAACGUGAACCUAUAGCGGAUUAUACAUACAGUGAGAGACGGAAUAAUGAAAGAGUAGACACCUCACGUGUACCAUUUCACCGUUCACACAGUGUUGAUGACAGAAAGACAAGGAAACUAGAUUAUAGAAUGCAAGAAGAAUUAAAAGUACGAGAACAGGCUAAUGAAAAACUCCAACGUGAUAUACAAUAUUAUAAGGAUCAAUUACAGCAAUAUAAAGACGAUCUUAAAAGGAGCCAAAGAGACCUGGAUACAGAAAUGAAAGCAAGAGAAGAGGCACAAAAUAGGUUGAGUGAAAUGAUGGGAAAACAGCUGAAAAAUAACAACCCGGCAAUUACAGACCUAAGUGAUCCAGAUAGACCAUUAAGUCUAGUAGAGAAAUUUUCUAAUGUAUAUGAUAAUGAAUGGACGGACACAAUUGAAGAAAUAGAGCAAGUGACAGGAAAUGAGAGAGAAGCAACAAAAAUACUCCUUACUGUUGUAAGAGAAACAUACUUAGAAUGCUACGAUCUGCGACACAAAGGAAAUUAUGCGCUGGAACUAAAAAACAGAAGUGCUACUGUGCAAAUAAAGGUCAAUGAAAUAGCAGAUGAAUAUAAAAUUCAACUGAAAAAAAUGAAAUCAAAUCAGUUACAGUUUCUAAAAGAGGGCAUUAUCCAGAAAAUCGCCAAGAGCGUUGAUGGUAAAGUACUGUCAUGUAUUUCUCAAUCAAAGAAACAGUACUUGGAGAAAUGCCUAGAGUUGUGUUGGAUCAUGGUUUGUCAUUCUCCGCCUAUUCACCUUGAUUGGGAGUAUAAAGGUCAUUCAUUUGACCUUCAGAUUUUAAGACCAUUCACAGAGUCAGGAGAUGUCGUUGAUUACAUAAUUUGGCCCGUGAUGUUUUUACAUAAAGAUGGUCCGUUGUUAUGCAAGGGAGUAGCACAGGGUCGCAGCAGUAGCAAUGGAAAUAAACAAAGUCGAAGUCGUAGCAAUGAACAUUAUCAGGGCCGAAGUAGUAGCCAAAAAAAUAAUCAGGGACGAAGUAGUAGUAGCCAGCAUACCCAAUUUUAGUACAUUCAAUUUGUUUUAAUAUUUGUAUAUAAACCUGUAGGUACAUUCCAGCUGCAUGGGUUGGUAAACACCAUAUGGCAAAAUACUCGAUUAAAGUAUAAUACUUUA
Messenger RNA from Mytilus trossulus (common blue mussel), 1586 nucleotides. RefSeq lists its product as uncharacterized. NCBI's taxonomy places the organism in Eukaryota, Metazoa, Mollusca, Bivalvia, Mytilida, Mytilidae. The record is from RefSeq and is a predicted model, not a curated record. The transcript is spliced from 12 exons. Bases 42 to 1478 code for a protein of 478 amino acids.